Molecule: messenger RNA, 3370 nt
Organism: Malurus melanocephalus (red-backed fairy wren)
Lineage: Eukaryota; Metazoa; Chordata; Aves; Passeriformes; Maluridae
Gene: TPM2
Product: tropomyosin 2
Exons: 9
Coding region: 105-959 (284 amino acids)
Biological process (GO): muscle contraction; actin filament organization
Cellular component (GO): actin filament
Molecular function (GO): actin filament binding
Source: RefSeq, a predicted model, not a curated record
GGGGAGCGCAGUGCCGGUGCUCCCGCCGCUCCCGGUGCUCCCGCCGCUCCCGGUGCUCCGCGUCCCUUUGCUGCCCCGCGCCCCGACGCCGACACUCCGCCACCAUGGAGGCCAUCAAGAAGAAGAUGCAGAUGCUGAAACUGGACAAGGAGAAUGCCAUCGACCGCGCCGAGCAAGCGGAGGCUGACAAGAAGCAGGCGGAGGACCGCUGCAAGCAGCUGGAGGAGGAACAGCAGGGCCUGCAGAAGAAGCUGAAGGGCACCGAGGAUGAGGUGGAGAAGUACUCUGAGUCUGUCAAGGAGGCCCAGGAGAAGCUGGAGCAGGCGGAGAAGAAAGCUACAGAUGCUGAGGCUGAAGUGGCUUCCCUCAACCGCCGUAUCCAGCUGGUAGAGGAAGAGCUGGACCGAGCCCAGGAGCGCCUGGCCACUGCCCUGCAGAAGCUGGAGGAAGCUGAGAAGGCGGCUGAUGAGAGCGAGAGAGGCAUGAAGGUCAUCGAAAACAGGGCCAUGAAGGAUGARGAGAAGAUGGAACUCCAGGAAAUGCAGCUGAAGGAGGCAAAGCACAUAGCAGAGGAGGCUGACCGCAAAUAUGAGGAGGUCGCCCGCAAGCUGGUCGUCCUUGAGGGAGAGCUGGAGCGCUCAGAGGAGAGGGCAGAGGUGGCAGAGAGUAAAUGUGGUGACCUAGAGGAGGAGCUGAAAAUUGUCACCAACAACUUGAAGUCCCUGGAGGCCCAGGCUGACAAGUAUUCCACCAAGGAGGAUAAGUACGAGGAGGAAAUCAAGCUUCUAGGGGAAAAACUGAAGGAGGCUGAGACCCGUGCGGAGUUUGCAGAGAGAUCUGUGGCGAAGCUGGAGAAAACCAUUGAUGACCUAGAAGAUGAAGUGUAUGCGCAGAAGAUGAAGUACAAAGCCAUCAGCGAGGAGCUGGACAAUGCACUUAACGACAUCACCUCCCUCUGAGCCCCACGCUGGGCACCAGCACUGCACCCACUCCCUGCCUGUCUCUCCCCUCCCCAGCUCGGCUGUUUGCCUGCCUUGCCAUCCCACCUCUCUCCCUACCCUCUCUGUCCUCUGUCCUACCUAGCCUGUGCCUGUCCAUCAGCUCCUUUGGGACAGGAGCUGACCGGGGUGUUCCCGCUGUACCCCUCUUUGGGGAGACAAGAAGUAGGUGCUUAGAGCUGUUUGUUCAGGGCAGGAGAGCAGCCCCACAUACUGACUGGACAGUGUAGUUGUAGGCCCAUGCCACAGCAUUGCCCUGGGGAUCAGGACUGUGCCCAGAAGCCCUUUGUUCCAGCAGCUCCCUCCUUGGCUCCCCAGCAGCAGAAGCACUGGGGACCCUGCAGCUCCGGGGCUGGGGAUAUAUACUUCCAGCAUAUACUUCCCCAUGUACUUCCAGCAAAGUCUCCCGGUGCUGUUUGCUGGCCCCAGCAUGGGGAUGACCUGCAUUGGGGAAGCGGUACCUCCACUGCCAAAGCUCAGGCCUGGGGGAUAGAGGGUUGGAUCCAACUGUGCAGACACCCUGUUCCCCGGCAGGCAGGCGACCCCACUCCUCCCUCACCCUACUGUCCUUUGCACAUUGCUCUUCAGUUUGCAUCUCAUGACUUUUCUUUUGUGUUCUGUCCCUCUGGGUUAAUGAGUUGAUAUCAAUAAAAUUUUAACAUUGGUUUCUCCUUUGUUUUCUUCAUGCCACUCUAUCCCUCAUCUCCUGCCUGUCUCAUGUGGGUACUGUCAGCAGCAUGGUAGGAGGGGGUUGCAGGCAGCUCACAGCCAUGGGUCCCCAGGGUGACCAUGGGGGCUCCUGUGCUGCCAGGCUGAGCGGGAUGGGGCCAUUGUGUUGACCCGAGCCACCCUCUGACUCUUCUACACAGCUUUCCUCAUCUCAUGCAGUCUUCCCCAUGAGUCUUUUGGUGUCAAAUAGCAGGGUUAGACCUGGUUCUGUCCAUUCCCUCUCUCCACUCCCUGACACUGCCUGCAAAUAGCAAUCUCAGCCUUGUCAUGGCUCCUGCAUCAYCUCUUGGUGAAGGGACUGGCACUAUCCUUCAGCAAUGAUCUCCUGUGAUCCCUAAAUUGGUCCUGAUUCCCCUUCUCUUUCCUCACCACCCUGUCAUGUCCCAGAACCCAGUUUCUAAACUGUUGGACCUAUAGCCUUGUCCCUUGCACCAAAACUGGGUGACUCCUCCUGCCRGUCCAGCUGUAUCCCACCACUGGCUCGGUGGCUUGUGGUAUUUCCAGUGAAGGCUUUCAGAAAUGCUGUCUCUUUUUACUAACUCACUUUUCUCUCUCUCUUUCCUCUGCUGCGUUGAUGUCUCCAUUUUCUCUAGAGCGCUCUCAGCAGGAGGCCGAGAAAAACCGURUUCUCACUAACGAGCUGCGGGUCAUCCUUACUGAACUUAACAACUGAGCUGCUCAGAGCUCCUGGCCCCACUCUAGCCUCCCUGCCCCCUUUUGCUCAGGCUGGCUCAGGGCUGGGAGCCCCUUCCCACUCCCCACUGGGGUAAGGCAGGGUGUGAAGCCUUGCCUUAUCCUCACAGGGGUAAUGACCCUGCUUGAGUGGAACAGGGAGCCCCUCUGGAGUUGAUCRGUUUUUUGUGGGAGAGAUAUGAGGGGUUUUGUGAUGUCCUGGGAUGCCCAUGUAGUGAUGGCUUCCUCUGGCAUCAUCCUGAUUCUGCUGGGGAGGGAUGCAGUGGUUUGUAUUGCUGCCUUCCUCCCCUUGUCCCAGGAGUCGCUGGGCAGCCUCUUCCUCCUCACUCUGGUCACCUCAAACAGUGCAGGGAGGAUCCCUUAGAAAGGUUAUAGGGUGCUGGGAAGGCUGGAAUAGGAGAUGGGAACCCAGCAGCACCCCACCCACUGCCCCAGAAGGGACAGGGAAGMGCUAACAGGGCACACUGUGAGACGGGGCUGGGUGAACAGCUGUCAUGUUCCACCCCAUCUCUGGGAGAAGGAGGAUGCCAUUUGGAAGUGAACACCAGAGGGAGGCUGCCUUGGCAGCAGGCUGCCUGGCAGAGCUUAUCAUUGCAGCCUUGUUAGCUCUGCUCCUUAUCUCUCUGUUGUCCUCUGCCCACUCUUCUGGGCUGUUAAUGGGCUGUUUUCUCACUCCUUUUCUUCACGGAGCACUGCUGGGUCAUGCAGCAGGCAUUGGUUCUCGCUUACGCUGGCCAAGGGUUUGUGCAUGUGCCCACAGCUGGCCAGUGGUGAUGCCCUGGUGUCUGGCCAAAUAAUGGUACUUGCCAGUGGCACCUGCGCUGUGGGRUGCUCAGCCAUGGGCAAUGGGGCACCGGGGGAAGAUGGAAAUGUUGAAGAGUGGUAACUGCCUGCCCCAGUGACCAGCCUGACUGGCCUGGCUUCCCUGGCAGGUCCCAGGGUGGCUGGAC